AUGUUCAAAAAAGAUAUCCCCCCAAGCAACCGCUCAAAGGUCAAGUCCUCCGUCCAGCGAGGCCUCCGCCAAAAGCUGCUGGAGACAUACCCCGGCUUCGAGCCAUAUAUCGAAGAGAUCCUCCCAAAGAAGGCCUCCCUGGAAGCCGUGAAACUCCCAGACCGUGUAACCCUCUACACAAUAGACUCGACCCCUCUAUUCUUCCAACCCUUCGACGGACCACCACUCCCUCAUCUCCGCCUCGUCCAUGCCUUCCCCUCCGCCAUCCCAACAAUUCAAAUCGACCGCGGCGCUAUCCGCUUUGUGCUCUCCGGCGCGACUCUCAUGGCGCCUGGUCUGACCUCGCCUGGUGGACGGUUACCGGAUGCCGAGAAUGCGCUCGAAGCGGGACAGGUUGUCGCUAUUAAGGCUGAGGGGAAGGAGGAGGUUUGUCUCAUUGGAACUCUUAAGGUUGGGACAGAAGAGAUGAAGAGUAAAGGUAAGGGAGUUGUUAUGGACGAGGGCCAUUAUUUGGGUGAUGGGCUUUGGAGAAUGCAGUUGGAUUAA
Messenger RNA from Penicillium angulare, 546 nucleotides. Its product is annotated as translation machinery-associated protein 20. The transcript is spliced from 3 exons. The record is from RefSeq and is a predicted model, not a curated record. Gene Ontology annotation, biological process: formation of translation preinitiation complex. Lineage: Eukaryota; Fungi; Ascomycota; Eurotiomycetes; Eurotiales; Aspergillaceae. Bases 1 to 546 code for a protein of 181 amino acids. Gene Ontology annotation, molecular function: RNA binding.